Perkinsus marinus ATCC 50983 is the source of this 723-nucleotide messenger RNA. Its product is annotated as methylase, putative. The record is from RefSeq and is a predicted model, not a curated record. Bases 3 to 638 code for a protein of 211 amino acids. Gene Ontology annotation, molecular function: S-adenosylmethionine-dependent methyltransferase activity. Lineage: Eukaryota; Perkinsozoa; Perkinsida; Perkinsidae. The transcript has 7 exons.
CAAUGGCUCAGUACGGUCGCUCUGAGUACUGGAAUGAGCGCUACACUCGUGACCCCGAGCCGUUCGACUGGUACCAGCGUUGGGCAGGCCUCAAAGAUGUCGUUCAAGAGUAUACGAAGCCUGGUGAUAAGAUCCUCAACGUUGGUGCUGGUAGCUCGAAGCUGAGUGAGGAGAUGUACGAAGAAGGAUAUCAGAAUAUAGUGAAUGUGGACAUUUCUGAUGUCGUUAUAAAGCAGAUGGAAGAGCGAUAUCAGGAUAAGCCUGGUAUGGUUUACCAGCAGGCCGACUGCAGGGCACUUGAGUUUCCUGAUGGCAUGUUUGAUGUCGUCAUCGAUAAGGGAACACUUGAUUCCUUGCUGUGUGGUGAAGGAUCCAGCCAGAAUGCACAGAAGAUGCUGAGCGAGAUUUCUCGGGUUCUGAAUCCAUCUAAAGGUGUCUACAUAUGCAUAUCUCAUGGUCAGCAGAGCUACCGUCUCAGCUACUUGCAGAAACCGGACUUUCAGUGGUCUGUCAAGGUUCACACUGUUGCCAAGCCCAUGAUGGGUAUGACUUCGGCUAUCGGUGGUGACGAGAAGGAUAAUGUUCACUAUAUAUAUGUUUGCGUUAAGGACAACGACAAGCCGAACGAGGUGGAGUGAUGGCUAUGAUGGUGACUAAUUCGUUCUUCGGCGAGCCGCUGUGAAUCCUGCCCAAGGCAUUACCAUUCAUAAGCCGCAGGAGAUG